UCAGACAUUCCGGAGGUUCUGAUCAGUCGACAGCUGUAAUCCCUCCUGAGAGGAAGUUCUCACGAAAUAUUAAAACCACUAGUAAUCCAGGAAUCUUUUCAAAUUUUAGAACCAUGCCUCAGGCAGAUUCCGUAUUUCAAUCGCGCUCAGACGGUAUCUCCGCCGAGGGGGUCCGGGAUCAGUACGCCGACGGCAAGGCUGCCAGGGUGUGGGAGAUCUUCAUCGGCGACAAAAAGAGUAGAACCGAAAACUAUCGAAAUUUUCUGGUGGAAAAGUUGCGCACCAAUGGAUGCAAACGUAUUCUGGAUGUGGCCUGUGGAACGGGCGUUGAUUCUAUCAUGCUCCUAGAGGAAGGAUUCGAGGUUGUUUCGAUCGAUGCAUCGGACAAAAUGUUGAAGUACGCACUUAAGGAACGCUGGGAGCGAAGAAAGGAACCAACGUUCGACAAUUGGAUAAUUGAGGAAGCAAACUGGUUAACACUGUAUGACGAUAUCCAGCACAUCAUUGGCGACGGCUUCGAUGCGGUCAUGUGUCUUGGAAAUUCCUUCGCCCAUCUAUUGGACAAUUACGGUGAUCAGCGUGAGCAAAUUCAGGCAAUUCGAAACUUUGAAAGAUGCGUUAAACCCGGAGGUCUGCUGUUGAUCGAUCAUCGCAACUAUGACAACAUCAUGGAUACUGGUGCAACGCCCGCCAAAUGCAUUUAUUAUAAUAGCAGCCAUACGGCGGAUAUCAAAACAUCAGUACUGUAUGUGGCCGCUAAACCGGCUCUAGUCACAUUGGACUACGUCAUAAGCACAGGAAGCGGGGAUGCGAGUGAAUUCCGCCUUUCCUACUAUCCGCACAGACUAACUGUAUUUGAAAAUAUACUAAAGUCCAUUUUCAAAGCAAAUCAAUCCCACGAGAUCUUCGGUGAUUUUAAACAAAUCGAUAAAGUUAGCAAUCCCGCCUUCUACCUUCACGUCGUGAAAAAGGCCGAAUGACUUAUGAACCCUCGGAUAUCAUAAAACGUGCACGUUUUACUGGUAUUAAAACAGUGUACGUCUCGGAAUGCAACCGAUUAUUUAUGGGUAAUAAAAGUUGACAUUGAUUUUUCUAA
This is a messenger RNA of Wyeomyia smithii (pitcher-plant mosquito), 1096 nucleotides long. RefSeq names its product glycine N-methyltransferase. Gene Ontology annotation, biological process: S-adenosylmethionine metabolic process; regulation of gluconeogenesis; one-carbon metabolic process. The transcript is spliced from 4 exons. Gene Ontology annotation, cellular component: cytosol. The coding region runs from base 114 to 980 and encodes 288 amino acids. Lineage: Eukaryota; Metazoa; Arthropoda; Insecta; Diptera; Culicidae. The record is from RefSeq and is a predicted model, not a curated record. Gene Ontology annotation, molecular function: S-adenosyl-L-methionine binding; identical protein binding; glycine N-methyltransferase activity.